CCCGACGAUGUCGUUCACCCUCCCACCCAUCCUCCUCCAGCUCCCUCGCAACCCGGCCGUCGCGAUAGGCCUCCCGCUCGUCCUCGGCAUGGCCGAUGGCCAGUUGACCAAGUCGAGCCUCAAGUCGUGGUACCCGAGCCUGCAGAAGCCGCCCGGCCAGCCGCCUCGCUGGGCCUUCCCCGUCGUGUGGACGACGCUCUACGCCGGCAUGGGCCUCGCGUCGCACGUCCUCGUCAAGGCGCUCGACACGGCGGUCAUCGGGUCGACGACGAGCCGCCUCGCCAUGAGCGCGCUCAAGCUCUACUGGGUCCAGCUCGCGCUCAACAUGGCGUGGACGCCCCUCUUCUUCGGCCUGCGCAAUCCGACCCUCGGCCUCGUCGACAUCCUGCCCCUCACGGCGACGACGAUCGCCCUCACCGCCAAGGCCGCCCAGGUCGACCGUCGCCUGUCGCUCAUCUUUGUGCCGUACUGCGCGUGGCUCUCGUACGCGUCGUACCUCAACGCUGGUAUUUGGUGGCUCAACGGCGGUCAGGCCAACGUCGACAAGGCCAAGAGGGAGCUGCGCAAGGACUAGCUUCGUCUGUGCCGCUCUCCCUCCUCGCGCUCGCACUCUGUGUAGUCAAUUUUGUUUGCCGUCGUAAUCCAGUCGUGAGACAGUGCCUUUCC
Messenger RNA from Rhodotorula graminis WP1, 666 nucleotides. RefSeq lists its product as uncharacterized. The transcript is spliced from 2 exons. The record is from RefSeq and is a predicted model, not a curated record. Lineage: Eukaryota; Fungi; Basidiomycota; Microbotryomycetes; Sporidiobolales; Sporidiobolaceae. The coding region runs from base 8 to 574 and encodes 188 amino acids. Gene Ontology annotation, cellular component: mitochondrial outer membrane.